Messenger RNA from Diaporthe citri, 501 nucleotides. RefSeq lists its product as uncharacterized. NCBI's taxonomy places the organism in Eukaryota, Fungi, Ascomycota, Sordariomycetes, Diaporthales, Diaporthaceae. The transcript is spliced from 7 exons. The record is from RefSeq and is a predicted model, not a curated record. The coding region runs from base 1 to 501 and encodes 166 amino acids. Gene Ontology annotation, molecular function: calcium ion binding.
AUGGCCAAGCAACUGAGCGCCGAGGAGAUCUCAAUCUUCAGAGACUGCUUCAAUGAAUAUGACACAGACAAGGGCGGUAACAUCACCGUCGAGGAAUUCGCCCGAGUGAUGCGGAAGACAAAUCCAUCCGUGUCGGACGAGGAAGUCUCCAAGAUCAUUAGCGAGGUCGAUCUUGACGGCGACGGGACCAUUAACUUUGACGAGUUCAUCACUAUGAUGACAGGGCAGCCCUACAAGAGCCCAGAGCCGGCCUGCGGCCGCAUCGUGGGCAGUGUGGCAGCGUUCCGGGGCGUCAGCAACGUCUCGGCCCUGCUCAAACGGGUCGCUCUCUCCCCCGGCGAGGUGGAGCAGGUCGCUGCCAAAGCCGGCCUGGCUGUCACCGCUGAAGAUGUCGAGGGGAUGAUCGAUCCCGCGAACGGGGAGGGCAAGAUCACAUACGAGAAGUUUCUUGAGUUCGUGAAGCGGCAGGAGGUUGACGAUAUUGUGAGCGGAUACGAGUGA